Peronospora matthiolae is the source of this 4470-nucleotide messenger RNA. NCBI's taxonomy places the organism in Eukaryota, Oomycota, Peronosporomycetes, Peronosporales, Peronosporaceae. The record is from the annotation of a GenBank genome assembly.
AUGGAGAUCGAGCUCGCUUAUGGUGAAUCUCGCGGAUACUGGAAACAUUAUUCACCCGGGAAGUGGUUCAAACAAGCGAAAGCCGUUGGCAAGAUCAACAACGUAAAAGCUACUCUGUUAUUUGAUUCUGGUGCUGAAGUGUCGAUCAUUGACACCACCUUUGCUCGUGAGGUCGGUUGCAAUAUUGACGAAAGUCAACGACAAGAAUGUAUCGGGAUUGGAGAAACUCCGUACAUGACGGUAGGACGUACCAAGAUCAAGGUGACCCUCGCGGGAUCGCUGGUAUACUAUUUCAAUGUAUGGGUAGGCGAUCUGGCAGGGCAAGAAGCGAUUCUGGGUAUGGAUUUUAUGGUGCCUGCUGGAGUGCGGCUCGAUCUAGCGGAUGGCGCGCUAUGUCUACCAGAAGAAAUCCGCAUUCAUCUCGCAGGACGUCGCCCCGCGUACGGAUCGAAGAUACAACAUAUAACGGCGAAGGACCAACACGUGGUGAUCCCGUUCGGAGAGUCAAGGGAAGUGAAGAUCGGGAUCGGAGGGGCUAAGAUGAAGUUGUGGGUCGCUAGAGGACUAGAUUGGGUCCCCACUGUGAUCUCGGGGUGGGGUAAGACGAAAUACCUGCAGAUGACCAACAUUGGCGACCGGGAGAUCAUACUGCCCACCCACACUAUAUUAGGCAUGUGGGUCGAAGGCGAUAUGGUACCGCGAACCCAAGGUUUGGUGACAGUCGGGUCGGGGAAGUACAAGGAAUGGCAAACUCUGGCAUAUGAGGCUACAACGGAUCGAGUGAACGAACUCCCGAAAGAACCGAUCGGACCAUUGGUAGAUCGUCCUACGUAUGCCGCUCCCAAACGCAUCUUGAAACGUCCGUCUGAUGCGUUACAGAACCUGUCUCCGGCGAUCUCCACGGUAACGCCGCAAGCUAACGAUGACGAUUCGCAAAAAGGCAGAUGCUGUAGUUGCGAGGGAAGUAACGGUCAGGGAGCCGAACUAUCGCGGAUGGAGAACGGUCAUGAGAUCGGUACCCAACAUGCAACGAAGGGAGACCGCGACACCGGUCAAGAAGGGCUACGUGACAGAUCGUCUCUACCGAAGGCUGAGCCGACUGACCGACUGUUGAAAUUGGGCCAGCCGGAAGAGACGAAGGAGCCUAAAGAAGAAAUAAUGCUAAAUACUGAAGACGUCGAGAUUGCAGAAAUACCAGUUUAUCACCACGAGAGCGGAGAUUUGUUUGCGGAAGAUAUCGAGCAGCAUAUGGCCGUGCUACCAGAGAUGUCGGCGACUACGGAAGAAGUUACGAUUGAGGACAUUCAGAUCGGUGAUCCCGAUGUGCCUCUCACCACAGAUCAACAACGGCUCAGAUCGCUGAUCUGGAAGAGCCGUCACCUCCUCAUGGGUAAAGGUAAUGCUCUACCACCCGCAGCACGAGGCGCGAUCUGUGAUAUUGAUGUCGGUGGGGCAGCACCGAUAGCGCAAAGAGUGCGUCCGGUCGCACCCAAAUAUCGGGAGAAGCUGUCAGAUCUCAUCAAAGGACUAUUAGCAGCCAAAAUCGUUCAGCCAUCCACGUCACCUUGGGCGUCUCCGAUAGUGGUGAUCAUCAAGAAGAACGGAGUGGAUAUUCGCCUUUGCAUUGAUUAUCGAAGAGUUAACCAGCUGACGCGUCUGAUGGUUUAUCCCAUGCCGUUGAUCAGCGAUCUGUUGGAAGAUCUGGAUAAAGCUCUAUGGUACUGUUCGCUAGACAUGGCUAGUGGAUUUUGGGUCGUCGAAAUGACUGAACGAGCAAAACUGAUCUCAGCGUUUGUCACACCGUUUGGCUUGUUCGAGUGGCUGCGAAUGCCUUUUGGGCUUAAGAACGCGCCCCAGAUCUACCAACGUCUGGUGGACAAUGCGUUGUAUGGAUAUCUCAAGAUCGGCCAGAGAUCAGCUUCUGAUGGCCCGAUCGACGUGUUCAAAGAUGGAGAACCUGAGACAGAUCGACGACCGUCUAUACUGGGACGCCGAUCUUACAUUGACGAUAUUCUCAUACCAGCCACGUCAUGGGGAUCUUUGUACACAAAAGUAGAACGGUUGCUGGAGGCAUGUGAUAAGUGGAAUCUGUCUAUCAGCCUCACGAAGAGCUUUUGGGGGUGCCGUAAGGUCGAUUAUUUGGGACAUCGAGUGUCGAUGGAUGGUCUGGAGGCUCAGCCCAAGAACCUAGAGUCGUUGGUUAACAUCCCGUUUCCUAGCACGCUACGAGCUAUGCAAUCCUUUCUCGGGAGCUUGAACUACUACCGUCGCUUCAUUGAGGAUUUCGCGGUGUAUGCCGCGGUGUUGUAUGAGUUAAGAGAAUCGGAUUUCUUCGAGAUCGGCCGAUCUCAGCUUGCAGCAGGAGACGAAUGCUCCAACGAGGGUCGAUGGACGGAAGCCAAGGUUGCUUUCACUAUGCUAAAAGCUAAGAUAGCUACAGCUCCCAUGCUCAAGCAUUUCGACUCAGAUCGGUCCCCCGUAAUCGUGGUCUACGCUAGCAAGUGGGCUGUCUCAGCGGCCCUGAUACAGGAGUACGAUGGCGUGUACCAUCAGGUGACGUUUACUAGCCGCACUUUAAAGCAUAAUGAGCUUAACUACGGAACGGUAGAAAAAGAAGUGCUGGCGCUACUUCGUGUGUUGGAUGUAUGCUAUACUACGCUUGCCUCGCGGGAGAUCACUGUACUGACCCGACAUUCUACGUUAGCCUGGUUGAUGCAGUCUCGAGGGCUCAACGGGAGAUUAGGACGGUGGGCUGCUUUGUUGUCAAAUUGGACUAUGGAGGUGAAGAAAUGUGAAAUAGGAGAGGAAGAGAUCCUGGGCAUGUUAGCAGCGAGUAUCACUCCGAGAGGAGAAGUGGAAGAGAUGCUGAUUGCGAUCUCCCCACGAAAAGACUGUCGACUCAAAAUAUCGAUGUCUCCUCCAACGGUGGAAACAGAUGAGGAGUUGCUGGUGGCCAGUUUCGAUGGAUCGGCUAGGAUAAAAAAGAAAGGAGGGUCGUUCAGUGCCGUGAUAUGGAAGUUACCCGAAUGGACGAUCGUGGCGGCCGAAUCGAGAUAUGUUCACGAUCUGACUGUGAAUGAAGCUGAUCUGGUGAUUCGACAGAUGCGCGGUGAGAUCGACUGCAAGGCACCGGGCCUUCAGCUUCUGAGACACAAAGCGUUGGAGAAGCUGCAGUCAUGGCCUAGUCACGAGUUUCUGCAUAUGAAGCGAGAGUGGAAUCAGAGCGCAGAUCGACUAGCCAGCACAGCAUUGCAGAGCGAAAAGGGAAGAACGGUUGUAGCUGAAGAGGAUUGGCGAGAUCUGAUGACUCUGAACCGUCUUGAUGAAUUGUUGAAGCCCAAGCAAGAUGAUCAGCUAGAUCGGGUAACUGCGAUCGCGAGAUCAGCCAGGAGGAUACGUCAUGAACCUGAAGUGAUACAGGAGGAGAUAGUACAGAGGAUCAGGAUUCAACGAAUUGUCCAAGCUCAAGAUGAAGAGCGUUGGAUUGUCAAUCUCAAGACAUAUCUAAGUGGCGAUGUAUUAAACUUGGAUGCAGUAGAAGUGAAGAUGUGCGCCAAACUGGCGCCGGAAUACGAGAUCGAUGAGAACAGUCUGCUAUUUUUUUGCCCCAUGGCGAAAAGAGAGUCGAAAGAUCGCGAUGGUUUGAUGCGGUUGGUGAUCCCGGAGACGUUGCAGCAGGAUUUAUUGCAUCACUAUCACACGAGUCUGGAAGGAGGCCAUCAGGGUAUUGGCCGAACCUAUCAGAGGAUCAGAUCGCGAUUUCAUUGGAGAGGACUGUAUCGGAGCGUUCAACGAUAUGUGGGCGAAUGUACCGACUGUGAGACCGGGAAAGGAAACCCGAUGAUUAAUGGGAAAUCCCCGGGCAAUCUACACGCAACCUAUCCAUUCCAGAUCAUCGCCAUGGAUCAUAUACCGUCAUUGCCCAAGUCCAUCAAGGGGAACACCGAACUGCUCAUUUGGGUCGACCUUUUCUCGGGAUAUGUGAUGGCAACGGCUAGCUCCUCUCGGACGGCACAAACAAUAGCGGAGAAUUACGAAGAAUGUGUGUUUCGACGCUUCGGAGCUAGCGAGGCUAUCAGGCACGAUAGAGAACCGGGAUUUAUGUCCGACUUCUUUCGAGCCUUCAGUCGGAUCGUAGGACAAAAACAGCGUGCUACUAUGGCUUACAGGCCACAAGCAAAUGGAACAGCCGAACGAAUGGUGCAAACCCUGACACAUUCACUCAAGAUGUACGUGGCUGAAGUUGACCAGCGAGACUGGGAUGAGUAUGCUGAGCGGCUCACAUUUUCCAUUAACACUGCACAAGAUCGGAUCCGGGGGGAUACCCCGUUUUAUCUGAUUCAUGGGUGGGACCCGCGAUCGACUUUGGAGGCUACGCUACCAGUGGGGAAUACGGGGACACGAGAUCGCGAUCCAAGAGGUGGAGAUACAAAAUCCCAAGACAAUACCAGUGAGCCCGAUCUGCAGUGA